Fusarium coffeatum is the source of this 1650-nucleotide messenger RNA. RefSeq lists its product as uncharacterized. Gene Ontology annotation, molecular function: phosphoprotein phosphatase activity. Gene Ontology annotation, cellular component: cytoplasm. The record is from RefSeq and is a predicted model, not a curated record. The coding region runs from base 1 to 1650 and encodes 549 amino acids. NCBI's taxonomy places the organism in Eukaryota, Fungi, Ascomycota, Sordariomycetes, Hypocreales, Nectriaceae. The transcript is spliced from 4 exons.
AUGACUCGACGAAUUGUCCGAACAGCUGCUCAGCUUGCUGGCGCUGCCCUCUUUACCUUCCUCGUUAUCGCUUUCCUCGACCGCAACUAUCGUGUCCUCCCCAACUCGAUUCAUGGCUACAUGCCAUCCCACCAUCCCGGACUUAUCGUUACCGAUGUUACAAUAGCCACAUGUUCAAGUGUCAAUCCAUUUUCUUCCUGCGAUCAAGGAAAAGAGUGGCACCGAGUUGACAAAGACCUGUAUCUCGGUAGAACAUGGACCACGAGCGCCUACUUGUAUGUCAUGCGCAAGCAUGAGGAGGACCUCACCGAGGAAGACAGAGUUGUGGUGGAUGUUGCCGUUGGUAGACUUCAACCCCAGCCUAAGGGCGAAUCCGAUGACCCUUGGGAGCCUCGCGCUGCGGGUAUCUGGAUCAAGCGUUCAGCCAAGAGGAAGGCUAGCGACUCGAAGCAAGCUGUGACAGACCUUGAUGUUCUCUUCGGAGAUGAUGCUGUUGAGGCAAGAGAAGGAUAUGCGGUCACGGGGACACCCCUGCUACUGAAUACAGGCGGCCACCUCCUUUGUGUUCAACUCACUGUGCGCCGAGGCCCGGCCCGUGAGGUUAAGAAGCCGCAACCCAGGAUCAACAAGGAUGGACGAUACAAGAUUAUGCAGAUCGGUGAUCUACAUCUUAGUACCGGGGUCGGCGCAUGCCGUGAGGCGGUUCCUGAUUCCUACAAUGGUGGGAAAUGCGAAGCUGAUCCCAGGACACUGGACUUUGUCAACCGGAUUCUUGAUGAUGAGAAACCUGAUCUCGUAGUACUAAGUGGUGACCAAGUCAACGGUGACACAGCACCAGACGCACCAACUGCCAUGUUCAAGAUCGUCUCGCUCCUCAUUGAACGAAAGAUUCCUUAUGCAGCCAUUUUCGGCAACCACGAUGACGAAAAGACCAUGUCUCGCGAGGCGCAGAUGGCAAUUAUGGAGAACCUUCCAUACUCACUUUCUACUGCCGGUCCAGCUGAAAUCGACGGCGUUGGCAACUACUACGUUGAAGUUCUGUCUCGUGGGAAGACCGACCAUUCGGCGUUGACCAUUUACCUUCUAGAUACCCAUGCUUACACACCUGAUGAGCGCAACUUUCCCGGAUAUGACUGGGUUAAGCCUAACCAGAUAGAGUGGUUCAGAAAGACAGCCGCCGGUCUCAAGAAGAAUCACAAUGAGUACACCGGCCGACAUAUGGACAUCGCCUUUAUACAUAUUCCCCUGACGGAAUAUGCUGACCCAGCACUACCGCGUGUUGGUGACUGGAAAGAGGGAGUUACCGCCCCCGUCUAUAACUCUGGCUUCCGCGAUGCCCUAGUGGAACAGGGUGUCGUCAUGGUCAGCGCAGGACAUGAUCACUGCAACGAUUAUUGCUCCCUAUCUAUGACAGGCGAGGGAGAGACAAAGAUUCCUGCCAUGUGGAUGUGCUACGCUGGUGGUUCCGGCUUCGGCGGCUACGCCGGUUACGGUGGCUACCACCGUCGCGUACGUCUAUUCGAGGUCGACACCAACGAAGCCCGUAUCAAGACUUGGAAACGUCUUGAAUAUGGCGACACAGCUUCUCGCAUACACGAGCAGAUUAUUGUCGAUGGCGGCAAACCACACCCCCUUCCUCCACCUGCAUGA